Molecule: messenger RNA, 2208 nt
Organism: Ilyonectria robusta
Lineage: Eukaryota; Fungi; Ascomycota; Sordariomycetes; Hypocreales; Nectriaceae
Exons: 3
Coding region: 1-2208 (735 amino acids)
Biological process (GO): negative regulation of DNA-templated transcription
Cellular component (GO): nucleus
Molecular function (GO): RNA binding; metal ion binding
Source: RefSeq, a predicted model, not a curated record
AUGGUGUCCGACGAGCACUACGAGUUGGCUUUGCCCAUCUUGCAGGAUCUCACGCUGGAGGACGAGGACAAGACGGACAAGCUGGAGGACCUUUUCCGCAAGGAGACGUCCCUGACCGGUCCUUCACUCGACAACGCCAUCCUGGAUGCUCUGUGGCGCUAUCGCGAUAGCGGCGGAAGCUCCACGUCGCCACCACCCAUCCGCCAAACCAUUCUCCGACGUCCCUCUCCAGCAUCGUGGCGCGGCUCGCCAACUCCCCUCUCCGGGUCUCCAAGGCUCGCCGUGAGCCCCCUUGCUCCUCCAGGCUUCGUCCCCUCCACCUUUGGCCGGGCCAAGUCAUCCACAGCCUCACCCUUUUCGUCUCCACGAGCCUCGCCGCGCCUGGCCCUUGCGACCCCCGUGAUCCCCCAUAGUCCCAACCUGAACGCGUACGAGUUCGCAAGCGACCCGACCCCUGCCACCGAGAUACUGGGCGAAUACCAAACCGAGAACGUCGAGUGGCUCGUCAGUGACGAUGCUGCGAGCGUUACCUCGUCCGUCGGCACCUCGAGUGGCCUAAAUGCUGCCGCCCCCGAGUUUUCCUCCAUGUCUGCUCAGUCGUCCGAUAUGUCGCCCUAUGACAUGCUACGCUCUAUCCUCGGCCAGGCCAGGACUGACGAGGAGAUCGAGGCUGCGCUGGCGCUGCACGGCUACGACCUGAGUGCGACCAUUGUGUCCAUCAUGGAGAGCCAGGCCCAAGACGGCACCUUGUCUGCUACAUCUUCGGAAGAGACCAAGAACGUCCUGAUUGGAAAAUCUGUAUCCCCCAAUAGCCGCCCAACCACGCCUCUCGGACAGCAAAAAUCUGGGGUCAUUUGCAAGUUCUACAUGUCCACGGGCCAGUGUCUUCGUGCAGACUGUCGUUUUAGCCAUGACCUCAGCAAUCACCUCUGCAAGUACUGGGUGAUGGGAAACUGCUUGGCUGGAGAGACGUGCAUUUUCUCGCACGAUCCUGCGAAGCUCAUGAACAAACUCACUCUCGAUGGAUCCAGCACACCGCCCAUCAAGGGGCAGGGAAGUUUACAACUAGGGGACCUCAACUCCUUCCCAUCCCUCCAACCCGGAACCCCGGAGCAAUUGAGCGCCUUCGUUGGAGGACUCAACCUCCCGUCUGUUGGCAUCACUCCACCACCAGGUUUGAAACAUUUCCAUGGGACCGAGAGCCCGCGCGCACGAUCUCGACCCGGCAGCCGGCACCAAGUUAAGGACUCGGGGGUUUCUGCACCGGCCUUUGAUGACAAUGAUGCUUUCCCCUCGUUGGGGUCCGCUUCUGCCAAGCAGGGCAAGAAGCAUCAUGGCAAGCGUGGCGGCCACGGUCAUGCUCACAAGGAGAACUUUGCCCCAAGUUCACUGGCCGAUAUUGUCAAGAUGACUCCGGCUCCGGUUCCUGGAUCCCCUCGUGUCGAAGCUAAGAAGGUUGGACGCAACGGCGUCGCAACAGGUGGGCGGAACGGAGAGAAUAGCGCUACGGCUCAGGCGAUUCCCAGCCCGAAGAAUAUUCCGUGGUUAGAAACGGGAGAGCGGGCGAACAGAGCCUACCUGAAGGCCCGCCAAGAGGCUAUCAAGCACGGCGGCCUUCGUAACAAGUUUCUGCAAAGUGCUGCGCAAGCCUGGAACCGCAAUGACGCCAGGGCAGCCAAGGCUCUCAGCCUGCGAGGUCAGAGCGAGAACGAUUUGAUGCGCAAAGCACACCGAGAGGCAGCGCGAGAAUUGUACCAAGAGCGCAACAGGGGUAACUCGAGCGGACUAGAGAUCUACGUUGACUUGCACGGGCUACACCCCGAGGAGGCGGUCGAGUACCUGGAAAAGGUGCUGAUGGAGAACAGCAAGGAGUCUCGUGCCGUCUACGCCAUCACCGGGUCGGGUCACCACAGUAAGAACGGCAAAGACAAGGUGGGCAGGGCCGUCCGCAACUUCCUCAACGAGUGGCGAUACGCAUACAGGGAGUUUUCGGUUCCUGGAGACCGUAACAACAUGGGAGGCAUCCUGGGCAUCGACGCCCGCAGCUGGGACAAGUCGCUCGCGCGCGAGAGCGGAGCAGACGAGGACAAGGAGGAGGAGGAAGAAGAGGAGGAGGUGGAUAUCCUCAGCCAGGGCGUAGAGAUCGGCGACGGCAAAGUCAGGCUGCUCGUGCGAGAUCCGCCCAAGGGUCCCAGCGGGCGGCGAUGA